Molecule: messenger RNA, 3235 nt
Organism: Dinoponera quadriceps
Lineage: Eukaryota; Metazoa; Arthropoda; Insecta; Hymenoptera; Formicidae
Gene: Zw10
Product: centromere/kinetochore protein zw10 homolog
Exons: 12
Coding region: 798-2969 (723 amino acids)
Biological process (GO): mitotic spindle assembly checkpoint signaling; endoplasmic reticulum to Golgi vesicle-mediated transport; mitotic cell cycle
Cellular component (GO): RZZ complex; chromosome, centromeric region; nucleus
Source: RefSeq, a predicted model, not a curated record
GACGGCGGACGGGCAACGGCACCGUCGCUCGUCGGGGUGGCGGCGACUCACCUCCAUCUGGUUCACCGUCGAAUUUGGGCGCGGUUUUCGCGCGGUACGCUUCGCCUCGUCCGUCGCUGCGCGAGUAACUGCGUGCGUAAGCGUCUGUUUGCUCGCUCGCUCGCGAGGAGGACGCGGCCUCUGUGCUCCUGCUACUCUCUCUCUCUCUCUCUCAGCGCGACCAGUCACCGUCCCUCACAAAGGCUCUACGGCCACUAAACGCACGGUCGCCAUGGUGCACGCUGGUAGCGCGUAGACGCUACGCUCUACACACCUACCACUACGGCCAACGGAACGGUGGAGACGCUGGGGAUCACGUGACGCGCCUCUCAACCAGCAUACGUCACGCAGGUUGUGAAACAGUUUAGGACGCCAUUCAAAAGAGGACUGGUAGCGCCAGCUAGCGGUAAGCGAGGGAAUUUCGGGGGAGUCAAUGGACUAUAUCUAGGGCCAUCUAAUGGUGUCGUGAGGAACCUGAUCUCCGAAUAAAUGCUACUGUAUCCCAGUUCAAAUAUUAGCAAAUUAAAAAAAUCAGCUUUUCCAAGAAAAAAGUUAGCAUUGAUAGCUGGUAUUGUGUGGGAGGGAAUUUCUAACCGGCACUGGGUUGAGGUUAUGUUUGGAUGCUGGAGCUGUUUUGAAGACAUGGAUCGUGACGCGUAGACAAGAAACGACCAGAUUGCGUCUACAAGAAGUUGGCAGUGGGGAAUACAAGUUACAAAUUCUUUGAUCUUGCAGCGAGCUUAUCGUACACAUGAAAUAUGACUUCGUUUGUAGCAGAUGUACUGGCCACGGCAGGAAAACUGGAGAAACUGAGCCUUCAGAAAAAUAUCGUGGAUAUACAGAAGGAGAUAACGAGGCUGGAAUAUGAAGUCAGGGAUUUCAUGGAUGAGAAUUACGAUGAGUUCAGUGCAAAGCUGAUGAGGGACGUGCACUUGGUUAAGAAGACCGAGCAGCUGCUGGAGGAGAUGAGCAUCUUGCAGAGCAGAAUAAACGAUCAGGUCAAAAUAGAGCUGUCAGGCUCGACGAAGGAGCUGAAGAGCCUGUCGCAGAUGUUGAAGGAGUCAAACGUCAGCCUGCAGCUGUCCCACCAGCUGAUAGAGCUGCACGAGUGCGUGAAGUCCAUCAGGAAGUUGCAGGAGGAGAGGCGAUUCGUCGAGACCACCAAGACCCUGCUGCAGAUGCACACCUUGCUGCACAAUCCCAGCAGCGUCGUGCACGACCUCGAGAUCUACACCGCGAUCAAGAACGAGUACUGCGAGCUCUUCCGCUCGUGCCUGACGGAGGUGUCCAGGUUGUUGCGCGAUCGGAUCUGCUGGAGCAGCGACGCGAAGGACGCCGGCAAGACGAUCACCUCGCUCACCAUCAAAAGCGAGCACGACGACAUACAAGAGCUGAUACAAGGCCUGCACAUCGUCGACCAUCUCGAGAACGAGCUGCAGACGUUCUCCGCGAAGCUGAUGGAGCACAUCAUCAACCCCGUCAUUCACGACCACUGCUCGGUCUACGUCGUCAUGGAGAAAGUGUUCACCGUCGAGGUGCUGGAGAGAAAGAAGACGCCAUGCUACAAAGGUGUGCUGUACAACCUGCAGCUGCUCUUCAAGUUCCUCCACCAACACCUGAACCUGAAGGUCGCGGACGACGAGACCUUCCUGAAGAGGAUGCGGCCGCACUUACUGGAGCAGCUGUCGCACUCGUUAACGACGGACUGUAUCUCCCACACCAUCCCGACUUCCAACGCCGACCUGAAGAACUUCGAGCCUGUCGUCGAGGCGAUUAACGAAUUUCAGGUCUACCUGGUGGAAAUCGGGUUCCUCUCCAAGGACCAGCUAUUCUUAUCGGAAUACACGAACAAUAUUGACAAACUGUUCAUCGACAGGAUAUGCCAGGACCUGCUGAUGAAAGCACGAAAUAUCGUCAAGAAGGACUUACACGACUCCGUUCGAUAUGAGCCGCAGGAGCCGCCGAAAUUCAUAAGUAGAGAGUUCGAGGAGGAUUGCGAGUUGACCAUCGAAAAGAAGCUGAGCGACAUGUCAUUUCAAUUGCCAAGAUGUCAGAUAAGCAAAAGCGCGGUGGAAACGCUGGAAUUAGCGAGGACGAUACUGGACGAGGCCCGCGACAGUUCGGACGCUUGCGCCGUUAGAUUAUUUUACACCUGUAGGAACGUGUUCGGGAUGUACGCCGGGCUGGUGCCGGAGCAUCACAGGAAGUUCCUGGACACGAUACCGCAGCAAGUCGCUUUGUUUCACAACAACUGCAUGUACCUGGCCCACCACCUGCUCACACUGGCGCACGACUACAGAAACAAGUUCUCGAAGAACCUGCAGAGGUUGAACCUGACAUUCGCCGAUCAAGUCACGGUGCUGCGGGACGUCGGCUCAAGGUGCUUCCUCGAGCACAUGAGGUACCAGAGGAACAUCAUUUUCGACAUCAUCAAGGACUCAGGUUUCACUUCGUUGGGUCAAACGCCCGAGUUGCAUCCCAGCACCGAACGCGCACUGAGACAAUGCAUCAGACAGCUGGAACUACUGAAGACAGUUUGGCUGGACGUGUUGCCCGUAAACGUUUACUGCAAGGCUGUCGGUUGCAUCACGAAUUCCAUGAUCGACGAUCUGGUGACGAAGGUGAUUUCCGUCGAAGAUAUCCCGGUCGACGUGGCGAGGGAACUGGUGGUGCUGUUCAACGUGGUGGUGAAGAGGACGCCGCAAAUAUUCCCGGAUCCGAGUAAGAUUCAGCGACACGUGCGCAAGUGGGGCAAGUUUUUGGAGCUGAUCAAGCUACUCGGCGCGUCACUGAAGGAGAUCGAGGUCAGGUGGGGAAACGGGAAAGGACCGUUGGCGCAGGAGUUCACCGCUCCGCAGGUGAAGCAGCUGAUCCGCGCUCUUUUUCAGAACACCGAUCGAAGAUCUAAUCUCUUAGCCUCCAUAAGAUAAAGUGUAAGAUACGUGAUAGAUUCGCGAGUUUAGUAUCGUGAGAAAUAACCGGAAUAAAAACAGCCUACGUUCUCGUGUGACAUACAUACAUUCCGCGUUCGGCACUCAACACGCGCGCAAAAGACAAACCAGGACGACCGUCCGGAAAACGCAUUUCCCGCGGAUCUUUGCAGCACUCGACCCCUCGAGUUCGAUCGAACGUUCAAUUUUUCCUGACCCUUUUUGUACGAAGCAACAGAUGUAUCGAUAAUAAAAUACUGAACACA